This is a messenger RNA of Habropoda laboriosa, 1107 nucleotides long. RefSeq names its product phosphopantothenoylcysteine decarboxylase (gene Ppcdc). NCBI's taxonomy places the organism in Eukaryota, Metazoa, Arthropoda, Insecta, Hymenoptera, Apidae. Gene Ontology annotation, biological process: coenzyme A biosynthetic process. Gene Ontology annotation, molecular function: FMN binding; phosphopantothenoylcysteine decarboxylase activity. The record is from RefSeq and is a predicted model, not a curated record. The transcript has 2 exons. Bases 221 to 817 code for a protein of 198 amino acids. Gene Ontology annotation, cellular component: phosphopantothenoylcysteine decarboxylase complex.
UAUUGAUCUUUGUUAAUUGUAGUCUCCAUUAAUUGAAGUAAUCAAGGCAUCUUACUUUAGAUGGCCUAAAACAUAUUAACAUACCUCUUGUUGUCCUUGAGUAAGUCAAGUCUGUUCCAUAUCAGCAGCUGAUAGUAUUGAUAGAACAGAAUUACAUUUUAUAAACCAAAAAAUAGUAAAUAACAAAUUAUUAGGAAGAAAGUGAGAAAAUUUGUCAAAAAUGGCAUGUACCUCUAGGAAGAAGAUUUUAAUUGGUUGUACUGGUAGUGUAGCCACAAUUAAAUUACCACAAUUAGUACAGAAAUUAUGUCAGAACAAUUUGGAAGUAAGAGUAGUGGUUACUGAAAAAGCUAAGCAUUUCUUAAAAGAGGCAGAAUUACCUACAAGAAUUCAAGUAUUGUCUGACACAGUAGAGUGGGCUGCCUGGCAAGAUAGAGGCGAUCCUGUGUUGCAUAUUGACUUAGUUAAGUGGGCUGAUUUAUUUUUAAUUGCUCCAUUAGAUGCUAACACCCUUGGCAAGAUAGCCAGUGGUAUAUGCGAUAAUAUAUUGACCUGUGUCGCACGUGCCUGGGAUCCUUCAAAACCUUUGAUCUUCUGUCCUGCUAUGAAUACAAAAAUGUGGGAACAUCCAGUUACUGCACCACAGGUAGCUCUGCUAAAAUCUUGGGGAUAUAAGGAAGUCACUUGCAUUUCUAAAACUCUUAUGUGUGGUGACAUUGGAAUAGGUGGAAUGGCAGAGGUAGAUACCAUUGUUCAUACUACGUUAAGAUUGAUUAACCCUUGGGACCCAUAUUCGCCACCGGAUUUACGAUUUUAGCAUCAGGAAACAAAACUAGAACGUUCAACGAAGUUUUAUCAUCAUAAUACAGAUAGAAUUUGAAAUAUCUUAUGAAAAAAGAAAAUUAAAAGUGAAAGAAAAUCGCGUGCUAUGGUGGAAUUCGUAUAAUUUACGCUAAUAGUGAAAUUCAAGUCCAAUGGCAAGUUCCAUCUUGCAAGAUUACGCUUUCCCGAAUGCACCGUAGCCGCGAUAUUUUGUUGCUCAAGUAAAAUGUCUGAAUCACCUGUGCUAAAAAAUAUGAACAAAGCAGAAUCUGCUUGUUCCCCUGU